Molecule: messenger RNA, 2073 nt
Organism: Phascolarctos cinereus (koala)
Lineage: Eukaryota; Metazoa; Chordata; Mammalia; Diprotodontia; Phascolarctidae
Gene: ACAD8
Product: acyl-CoA dehydrogenase family member 8
Biological process (GO): lipid metabolic process
Cellular component (GO): mitochondrion
Molecular function (GO): acyl-CoA dehydrogenase activity; flavin adenine dinucleotide binding
Source: RefSeq, a predicted model, not a curated record
CCUCAGGCUAGUUUCGGUCUGAGCUUUAACUGCGCGAGCCAGCAACCUGGGACUGUGCCAGUGACCCGAGACGGCGAGACCCUGCCGGCGACGAGGCCAUGCUGAGGCUCUGCGGCGGGCGCCUGGCCGCCCAACUGGGCAGCUUGCACGGGAGUCUGCAAAAGCCAGCCUGCGGAAGCGUCCGGGGCGUCUUGUCUUGCAUUGACCCCUCCUUGGGCCUUAAUGAUGUGCAGAAGGAGUUCCAGAAAGUGGCCUUUGACUUUGCCUCACGGGAGAUGGCCCCACAAAUGGCAGAAUGGGACCAGAAGGAGCUUUUCCCAGUGGAGACCAUGAGGAAGGCAGCACAGUUGGGCUUCGGUGGUAUCUAUGUUCGAUCUGAUGUGGGAGGAUCCGAGCUCUCCAGGCUUGAUGCCUCUGUCAUCUUUGAGGCGUUGGCUACAGGUUGCACCAGCACCACAGCCUACAUAAGCAUCCACAACAUGUGUGUCUGGAUGAUUGACUCCUUCGGAAAUGAAGAACAGAGGCACAAAUUCUGUCCGCCACUCUGCUCUAUGGAAAAGUUUGCUUCCUACUGUUUGACUGAGCCAGGAAGCGGGAGUGAUGCUGUGUCCCUUAUGACCUCAGCCAAACAGCAAGGGGAUAAUUACAUCCUUAAUGGCUCCAAGGCUUUCAUCAGCGGUGGUGGUGAAUCAGACAUCUAUAUAGUCAUGUGCCGGACUGGAGGACCAGGCCCUAAAGGGAUCUCCUGCCUGGUCGUUGAGAAGGGGACCCCAGGCCUCAGCUUUGGGAAGAAAGAGAAGAAGGUAGGAUGGAACUCCCAGCCAACAAGAGCUGUGAUCCUUGAAGACUGUGCUGUGCCUGUGGCCAACAGGAUUGGAAACGAGGGACAGGGCUUCCUUAUUGCCAUGAAAGGGUUAAAUGGAGGGAGGAUCAAUGUUGCCUCCUGCUCCCUUGGAGCCGCUCACGCUUCAGUUGUCUUGGCCCGGGACCACCUCAUUUUACGCAAGCAGUUUGGAGAGCCCUUGGCCAACAACCAGUACUUGCAGUUCAAACUAGCUGACAUGGCCACUCGGCUAGUAGCUUCACGGCUAAUGAUUCGUAAUGCAGCAGUGGCCUUGCAGGAGGAGCGAGAAGAUGCUGUGGCCCUCUGCUCCAUGGCCAAGCUCUUUGCUACAGAUGAAUGUUUCACAAUAUGCAACCAGUCCUUGCAGAUGCACGGUGGCUAUGGCUACUUGAAGGAUUAUGCCGUUCAGCAGUUUGUACGGGACUCUAGGGUCCACCAGAUCUUGGAAGGUAGCAAUGAAGUAAUGAGGAUGCUUAUCUCUCGGAACUUGCUUCAGGAAUAGUACCAGACGUGGCAUUUCCAGGCAUAGUUCCUGCUUGUGCAAUCUCCUAUCCAGCAGUGAUGUUAAAUUACAAGGGAAAUCCUAUGACAAGAAGCUGGACCAUCUCAGGGCAGGACACUUACUCCUAGGUACGACUCAGCCUGAGCCCUACAAAGCAUACCUUUUCAAAUGGGAUUACAAUAGAGUGUCCUGAGGAUACAGACAAGAGUAGGGCCAGCAGUCUGGUUUAGGAAAUUCACAAGAGGAAAUUGCUUUGUGAUGUCAGUAUACUUACUGUCAGCUGUUGAAGACUGUCAGUGGCAUGGGUUGGAAUUCACCCCGUAGCCAACACACUCUACCAGUACCACAUUGCCUUAAGCUACCUACCUUUGACCCAUAUAACAUGCACUUAACAGUUCACCAUUCUAUAGCACCUUAAGGUGCUUUCCCAAAAAAUCAUCUGGGAAGUGGAUAGUGCAAGUAUUUUCCUUAUUUUACAUAUAAGAAAACUGAGGCUCAAAGUAAAGUGACUUGUCUAAGGUAACACAAGCUGGUUGGAACUGGGAUUCAUGACUGGUUGUGCUGACUCUAAGCCUGGUGCUCUUUUUACCAUACAGCUAUAGAUUCCUCUUCCAACAACUUGGAUGCUUCUGUUAUAUGUUUUAGCUAAAUAAAGAAAAGAUUUGGGGAAGAUGGAACUGAGGGGAUAAUCCUGCUGUUUUUAAAACAAAUUUGUGCCUCAGCCAAA